AAGGUUUGGGGAGAUCUAGACCAAAAAGUAGACUACUCAACAAAAUAUUUGGUUACUAAAGGUGUUCAAAAUAGGUCUUCAAAGUUGGUACCAGUCAGUAAUUACAGCCUUAACACUUUUUUCAGCUAUUAGGUCAACUGUUGGCCUUCUAUUACCCACUGGAACUGCAAUUAAUAUAACAAUAUAAAGCGUAAAUAAGUUUAUUGUGUACUUUUACUAAUGAUAUCCAUCUGCUUACGUACUAUUAUAACAUGAAGACUGAGACUGUAUGUGGUAGUGUGUUGACUUGGGUAAUAUUUUCUCCUACGCCCCUGAACGCAGCGCGGCUCUGGGACGGUUCAUCCCCCCGUGUCCCGACCCGCUGGAGGACAGUCUGAACUCGGGAGGGGAAGCUACCACUGCGCCGCUGUUAAACUCCCAGGAUUUACACUCUGCCAUUUUGAGGAAAACCGGGUCGACGCCGCGAGUCCAAGCGCACCCAGAGCAGGGAGUCAUGACCUAAGCCAACAGCGGGCCCCUGUUAGCUUAUAAGACUGAAGGACACAAGGACAUAGCAUAAAGGGGCUGUUCGACCUUGGUUGGACCUGUCAGCAUGUGCUCCACAAACCACUCAAACUGGGUGACGUUUGAAGAUGACAGUGCCCCUUUCGCCUCACCUCAGAAACCCCUGCAAGCACAAAGCCUCCUCAAAGCAUCAGUGCCACGUCCCAACGGACUCAAACUAAGACUUCCUCCCAUUAGAGACAAUUCCUGGAGCUUUAACAGCUCGCUGGACUCUCCUCAGUCCAGCCUCAGCAGCAGCUCUUUUGCACCAUGUAUCACUCCCCUUUGCACUCCAGUGAGCGGGCUCCCAAGCAGCGCAUCCCCCUUUCACUCCAGCUCAUGGGAAAGCAAAGACUUAUUCUCCUCCAGCCCCUCUGCAGCCUCGGUUUCCUCUCCUGGGUCUGAGGCUCAAAGUUCAGAUGGACCAAAUCCCUUCCCUUCUUUCCAGGGAAACUCAGGGCACUAUAACCCCUUUUGGCAUGCAUCCAGGCACAGUGCGGACGUGGACAGCUCCUCCUCAGACUCAGACACAGACUCUAAUACUUUACCACGCUUUUUUAUCCGGACCAAAGAUGGCAGCGAACCCCCACGGGACCACCUCCAAAACUCUCUCUCCUACGUGUGCCACAAACUGGAAGGCCUGAAGGCAAAGGCAGACCAAGAUGAGGAGAGAGGAGGAGGAGAGAGGCGGCUGAGCUGCAGAGAUGAAGUUGUAAGUGAUGGUUCAUGUCAGUUUGUCCCUCGAGGCUUGUUUCGGAGCCAGAGGAGAGAUGGUUGGUCUGUAAUGCUCAGGAUCCCAGAGAAGAAGAACCGCAUGUCCUCACGGCAGUGGGGGCCCAUCUAUCUGCGGCUGCUGCCGGGGGGCGUUCUGCAAAUGUACUAUGAGAAAGGACUGGAGAAGCCCUAUAAAGAGUUCCAGCUCCUCCCACAGUGCCGGCUGUCAGAGCUGAAGUUAGAAAGCUACGGAGAACCACGUAAAGUCCUGACUGUGAAGGUGGAGCACUUCUCCUACACAGAGAAGAAACGCUUCCAUCCCAAACAGGAGGUCAGCCACGAGGCUGAGGUGGAGCAGCUGCUUAAACUGGGCUCCACAUCUCACGAUGACAUGGAAGACUUGGUGGUCUCCAUGGAGGAGGAAAUAUUUCAGCUCAGUGCUCCCCACCAGCCCAGGCGGCACUAUGAGGAGCAGGAGCUGUCCCUGCAGAUCACGGACCACAUCUGGAUACAACUGGACAAGUCUGGAGACGUGAUGGAAAGGGCUGCUUUCACCCAGAUCCAUUGCCUCGCCUUUCUAAACGGAUUAUCUGAAUGUUUUCUGGCUCUGAACGACCUGCUGCUACAGCAGCAUAACCCCAGCUAUGAGUCAGAGGAGGCCAGUGAGCUCUGGAUGGAGAUAGCUGACUGUCAUUUUCACAAAUGUGUGAAUGAGACAGAAUUUCACAUGUCCCGGCUAGUUAAGUUCACCCCCCCUGACGCGUGCCGAGUGGAGCUGAUGCGCUUUAAGACCAUGAGUCUGGGUUGCACUGAAGCGCCCUUCUCAGUGAAAGCCGUGGUGACGGUGCAGGGGGCCUACGUGGAGCUGCAGGCCUUUUUAAACAUGUCCCCAGCCUUCCUCAGCUCAGGCAUGGGCCUAUGUGACUCCUUCCCCCUGUGUGAAAAUGUGCUGAUCCGAGUGCCAGUGCCCGGAGACUGGGUCAAAGUCACUCAGACUGUGGCUUUACUGCGGCAGAGGUCCCUGAAGGCUCGCAUGAACAGAAACACCUGUUUAGGAGCAGCAGGUACAGUGAACUCUCAGCCCGUCAUGCAGGUCUCCAUUGGAACCGUCAAAUAUGAGAAUGUGUACUCUGCAGUCGUCUGGAGGAUCGACAGACUACCCGCUAAAAAUACAGCAGUGGACCAACCCCAUUCAUUCUCCUGUAAGCUGGAGCUGGGGUCUGAUCAGGAGAUCCCUAAUGACUGGUACCCUUUUGUCUCUAUGGAAUGUGAAAUUAUGGGGGCCGUAGUGUCACAAACCAGGGUCAAGUCUCUGGGCACUACCAACGACAUCCAACCGCAGAAACACAUCACCAGCUGGACUCGCUACCAUGUUCAAGUGGAGGUGGAGAGAAAGUGGAUUGAGACGGAGUCGGAGAGGCAGUCUGGCUGCAUGACACAGUGAUGAUUAAAGAAAGUCUGUUCCCGUUGGAUUUUCUACUCAACAAAAAGGAAGAACAAAAGGGAGGUGAUGAGGGACUUGCUGCUUGCAUCUGAUAAUUCAUUAUAACUAUUCAUAGCCCGCAAGUGUUGGAGAUGUGAUAGUUUUAUGUCUUAACUAAACCAAGACUGAAUUAGUCUAGACCUAAUGAGCAGUUUAACAUGUUCCUUUUGCCUAGCACUUUACAUUUAUAGUGUAAUGACUGUAAGUCCAGUAUAUGGGUACUGUGUAUAAGCUUUCCUUUGUCUGCACUGCACAUUGACUGGCAGCCUUAAGAGAUGUGGGCAGAACUUGCUCUUUAAGAAAAACAGCUGAAGUAAUGAGUUGUGUUGUUAGCUUAAAGGUACAUUAUAUUGACUGUUAAAGGCUGCUCACACACACAACAUUAGUUCCACUUUAUGUUGAUUGUUAUUAAGCUUAAUUUAUUGUUGAAAUGUGUUUUUUUACUGUGUUAGUAUUAGUACACUGAAAUACCUAACACAAUGUAAAACUGAUUGAAUGGUUUGGCCUUAAUAUGCUUAAUCAAAUAAUAGUCGAUUUUUCAUGGAACCAACAACUUCAACAACAACACCAACUUCAGUGAAUUUAAUCAUGCUCACUGAACUAUUUAUCUAUACGGUCAGUGGUGCUGAUAUGAUGUGCAUUUCAACCCAGUUUUCAGUCUCAACAAAACUCAUUACUUUUGCUGCUCAUCUGGAACUGUGGCUUUAGAACAUUGUUUUUACUCUGGAGGACUGUAAACUUUAUUUAAAUAGAUCAAAUCUCUAUCUCUGUUUUGCCUAUUGUACAUGAUGCAAUAAAUAAUAAAAAAAAAAUAAUAAUGGUAAAGCUUUAUGGUGAAAAAGGUGAACUCAAGUGAAGAUCUUGAUGUAUGCAGUAGCUGGCUAAGCCGGAUAUUAUGUUAUACAGUAAAACAACUUCAAUCCAA
This is a messenger RNA of Boleophthalmus pectinirostris (great blue-spotted mudskipper), 3665 nucleotides long. Its product is annotated as stonin-1. Gene Ontology annotation, cellular component: AP-2 adaptor complex; synaptic vesicle. Lineage: Eukaryota; Metazoa; Chordata; Actinopteri; Gobiiformes; Gobiidae. The record is from RefSeq and is a predicted model, not a curated record. Gene Ontology annotation, biological process: synaptic vesicle endocytosis; clathrin-dependent endocytosis; regulation of endocytosis. The transcript has 4 exons. The coding region runs from base 593 to 2701 and encodes 702 amino acids. Gene Ontology annotation, molecular function: clathrin-cargo adaptor activity.